AUGACUGAUGUUCUGAUUGAGAAAGAAAACGCAAUUAUCGAAGAUUCCGUUGUCAGUGCUAAAAAAGUCAAGCUCAGUGAUCAGGUAUUUUCAUAAAUUUUGUUUAAUAAGUGUUAUAUGCCAGUAAAGACAAAAGAAAACUUGCUCGAUUUUUAUUUAAUUUUUUUUUCAUGGCCAAAAGUAUUUUUUCCUAGGAAGAUCGUUUCAAGAUUCGAUUUGUCAAGUUGAAUGAAAAGGCAGCAAUGCCAACUUGUGGCUCGGCUUCUGCAGCUGGAGCAGAUUUAUACAGUUGUGAAGAUUGCACAGUUCCUGCAAAAGGUGAUAGAUCCCUUGAGCGUUUCUGUAUAAUUCUCAAGUUUGUAGGAAAGCUUUGUGUGGCUACUGGUUUGCAACUAGAGCUUCCUUAUGGAUACUAUGGAAGAGUAGCCCCACGUUCUGGUUUGGCUGCGAAAAACUUUAUUGACGUCGGAGCCGGAGUUAUCGACAGUGACUAUCGAGGCGAGCUCAAAGUUCUCCUCUUUAACUUUGGCGAAGAAGAUUUCAAGGUUUAUGGCGUUUCACUUUUUUUUUCCGCUCUUCAUGUUCUAAAACCAUUCUGGAACUUCGACAUAUUUUCUUAUUUCUGUUUUUAAUUAUAUUUUAGGUGAAAAUUGGCGACCGAAUCGCACAGUUAAUCUGUGAAAAAAUUGCUCACUGUACUUACGAGGAAGUCAGCACUUUGGAAAAAACAGAACGAGGAGAUGGUGGUUUCGGGUCGACAGGAUUGUAA
Messenger RNA from Caenorhabditis auriculariae, 769 nucleotides. The record is from the annotation of a GenBank genome assembly. Lineage: Eukaryota; Metazoa; Nematoda; Chromadorea; Rhabditida; Rhabditidae.